Lachancea fermentati is the source of this 1755-nucleotide messenger RNA. The record is from the annotation of a GenBank genome assembly. Lineage: Eukaryota; Fungi; Ascomycota; Saccharomycetes; Saccharomycetales; Saccharomycetaceae.
AUGGUUGAGGAUGCAACGUGUUGGAUAUGCCUUGGUUCGGGUGAUGAAUCUCCACCUCUGGGAACGGCUGAAGAUGCACAUGAUUGGGUGCAUCCUUGUCGAUGUUCUCUCAAGGCACAUAGAAGAUGUCUCCUUGAAUGGGUUGCAAACACAAAUUUGGAGUACAAAAACGAAGUUUUAAAUGAACUCAACACCAAUGGACUGAAUAUUGGUUUUGAAUCGGUCAAUAUUUUAGACUCGUAUUCGUCACUUCAUCGAGCAUCAACUGCAUUUCAUCCGUUUUCUUGGUUGAACUUCAGAGCACAAGAUCGUCCACGAAAUGAAUGGACAGGUUUUGAUCCCAGUAGCAUAAGAAGGGCAUUUCCUUCCGGAGAGGAAGAGGAAGUUAUAAUGAGGGUCACAAAUGCGAUGUCUGCCGGUGCUCGAGAGCGUAAGAUCGAUUCAAACGGACAUUCACGGAAAUUUGUCAUUAAUACUGUAUGCCCUCAGUGCAACGCACCUAUAUUACUAAAAACAAACAGGGGAAUUAUGCUUCUGCUGUCUUCUACAUGUUCGAGAUUUAUUGAUUGGGCUGUGAAGGGUAUAACGAAGGCUACGCUGGUUGGAACUGUGGGAGGUUCUAUCUUGUUCAGUUGUGCCGGAUUAUUUCUUUCGUGGGGAUUAAAGGUUUUAACGACAUUAGCACCUGAAAGCACUCUUCUAAAGUUACUUGACUUGAGUAACUGCUCGAGUAUAAAUCAUGCGUUCCACGGGGAUUCCAUUGGUUUUCGGCAAGUAUUACUUCUUUCUUCCACUCCUAUUUAUUUACUGAGCUUACGAUUCGAUAACACCUUUACUAGUUGGGUUAGAUGGAUAUACCCUCUAGCAUUCUUGAGGCCCAAAGAAAAUUUAAACACAAGUGUGAAAAGGUUCAUGCUAUUUCAGUAUCCUCUAGGUUUGUUGCAUGAGAUUCUUUUUAAGCUUCUUCUCAACCCUAUUUAUUUCAGAUGGGUACACCGUGUCAAACCUUACUUUGUUUGUGAUCAAAUGACGAUCGACCAGCUGAGAAUAUUUGAAGCAGAGCAAAGCUACAUUGAAACGAGGAAGGAGCUCAGUUUAUCGAAUAAUAAUAGCGAGAGCAUUAUGUCCAAAAUCAAAUCGCUUUUCUUCUCAAAAGGUGAUGAUCAUAUCAAUGAGAGUAUUCAUACACGUAGAUUGCUUAUGACAUUGAAAUUUGAUUAUUCACAAGCUUUACUUGAGACGUCAAUGUGGGAAAAAGUUGCCUCAACCGUCUACUGGCCAUUAUCGGGCAAAUAUUUCAAUCACUUCGUAUUAAUGAGAUUUUCGGCAUUUCAAGAACUAUUGAGUCAGCAUGCCUCUACUUCUGAUGACGUUAUCUAUUUAGGUAAUUUACUGGGGUGCUGCGUUACAGUGGUAUUAAAAGACCUUAUCAACCUUCUCAUCACCUGGAGAAGGGUGAGGCAGCUUGAAAGCUUGGAAGUAUUGGAAUACAUGUCACCAGAAUGGGAAUAUAUAAUUAACUCAAAAAUGGGUCAAGUUCUGAAUGGGCUGAGCUCGUUAGGUGAGGAUGACCAAUCGGAAAUAAUUCUAGAAGAGCAUGCGGAACGACUACUGGGGAGGGUCUAUCACGAUCAAUGGAUAAAAAUAAGCUACAGCAUUCCUACAGUUCAUGGCAGAGUCAAUUAUCUUCGAUAUUUGGUUAUGAAACAAAAUAUCGAACGGUCUCUAGAAUAUCAGAAAGGUCAGCAAAAGUAA